AUGGAUAAAUUGCAAAAACAAGUCGCUGAAGGCAGUCUCAGUGUAUCUGGCAGUAAUGAUGUGUUGACCUUGGCUUUGGGUCCCGAGCAUCCAGGGAGAGUAAGAGGGGUAGGUGCUGGGAUUUCCCUUAGGCAAUACUUCAAUUUACCUAGACAACAGAGGGUAAAGUUUGCCGAUCAAUUGAAGGAAAGUGUAAGAAUUGUCCUUCAAGAAGAGACUAAGAAGAUGGAAGCUAGAUCAAGGGAAGAGACUUUAAGGAUGGAGGCUAGAACCAAGCAAUUGGUAGAGGCUGAGAGGGAACAUUUACUGAGUCAGCUUUCCCAACUCAUCCCCAAUUUUGAUCCAAGCAUGCUUAAACCGAAAACUAGCCCCUGUCAAAACCAAGGUCUAGAGCAAAGUCCCAAAAAUCAAAUGUCUGACAAAGCAAGCUGCUCUGGGGAUGUGAGAUCCCUACAUUUUGAGGAUGAUACUGCCAAAAAUGGGGAAAAGCAGGAAGAAAUGGGUAUUGAAGUAGUUGAUUAUUCAAAGGUGGAGGUGCCAUCUUCCUUACAAUCCCUUUGUCGUUAUGUGGAAACCACACUAAAGCCUCAGGAGAAGAUCAUGACCUUUACAAUUGAGAAGGAGGUGUUUGGUGCAGAUCGCAGUACCUUUGUCUUGCCUGAAGAUAUUACACAGUUAGCAGGCAUGGAAGAAAUUGGGGCUAUUGUGCUUGCAGUAUAUAUGAGGUGCUUAUAUGAUCAUUUGAAAGUAGCAAAUAUGUUCAACAUGGUUGGCUUUAUCGACCCUGCUCAAGUUAGUGCCAACACUGGGUCACUAACUGACAAAUCACGAAUUGUAGCCAGUCGACUUCAGAAGACAGAUGGUGAACAGAUUUUCAUGAUGCCUUACAAUCCAGGCCAUCAUUGGGUCUUGCUAAUUGUGAGAGCAAAGAAGGAAACCGCCUAUUUUCUGGAUCCUCUGCCCGGAAAUCGUGUGGUUAAUAAGGAGGCCAAAAACAUGGUGAACAGUGCUAUAAAAAUUUAUAAUUCCCACAUAGGCAAACAAGGCCGUAAAGCACCCAUUUGGAAAACUCUGCCAGGCACACCAAAGCAACCCAGCAGUGUCGAAUGCGGGUAUUAUGUCAUGCGCUUCAUGAGAGACAUCAUCAUGGAUCCUUCCCUGGAGUUUGAGAAGACGUUUGCCAAGGGAAAAGAGCAAGCGCCAUACCCCCAAGCAGCCAUUGAUGAAGUCAGGAAUGAAUGGGCAGAGUUUGUUUGCCUUCAUGUGGACUAG
Prunus armeniaca (apricot) is the source of this 1272-nucleotide messenger RNA. The record is from the annotation of a GenBank genome assembly. Lineage: Eukaryota; Viridiplantae; Streptophyta; Magnoliopsida; Rosales; Rosaceae.